AGCUAGCUCUAUAUAUAGAAUAGAAGACGUCCUCCCGGGCCCGCUCUGAGCUAGCCAUGGAUUCAUUCAGGCAGGGUUGCAGCAUUUCCACUUAACUGAAGUGACCACGACAACAACAACAACAUUUUCCUCUCGAUCUCCGACGUACUUCACCAACAUAUAUAUAAUGGGUGCUAAUGAUUGGGAGGCCAGUACAUCCACAGCUCCAAGCCUAACCUUUCCGCGGCCCGACCGGGACCCCACAACACCGGCCGCUGCCACAGAUCGAAGGGUAACAUCUCGGCUGCCGGAGCACGACGGCACCACGCCGGACACAUAUAUCCAUCCUCUUGAUAUCUUAGUCGCGCGAGCAACAAGUUCCGCAUCAUCAACUUCAACUCCACCAAUGGCGGCGGCUAAUAAUCGAAUUCGAAGGGUAACAUUUCGGCUGCCGGAGCUGGAGACCAGAACACCGGCCGGCGCCACAUAUCUCCAUCCCCUUGCUUCCUUAAUCGCGCGAGCUAGCAGUAUCAUUAGUUCCCUCUCUACCAUUUGCCACAACGUGGCCAUGUUUUGCAACGAAGGAUGGUGGGUAAUAAAGCCUUCAUCAAUGACUACAUUAGCCCUAGCUGCGUCUUUCCCGUUUUUCUUGUACGGAUACGGAACUCAAUCCCCAAAAAUCGAGUGCAACGGUCAACUGGGUUCAAAGCUAGAAGAAGCACCUCAAUCCGACAGCGUUUUGGAUGGUUAAGAGUUAGAGCUGAUGCGACGACGUUUUUCCUUUCUUCUUUGCCUGUAUUAGUUUUCGUUCAAACUUUCUGCUUGUUUCCUCUCCAACCUUGUGGACAAACUGUACUGCUUAUUGUCACUUUCUGUAAGUUUCUUUGCCUAUAAAAGGGCAGAACAAGUGAAUGAGAAG
Linum tenue is the source of this 898-nucleotide messenger RNA. The record is from the annotation of a GenBank genome assembly. Lineage: Eukaryota; Viridiplantae; Streptophyta; Magnoliopsida; Malpighiales; Linaceae.